Messenger RNA from Drosophila willistoni, 1890 nucleotides. Its product is annotated as Kv channel-interacting protein 1. Bases 296 to 1624 code for a protein of 442 amino acids. The transcript is spliced from 6 exons. NCBI's taxonomy places the organism in Eukaryota, Metazoa, Arthropoda, Insecta, Diptera, Drosophilidae. Gene Ontology annotation, molecular function: calcium ion binding. The record is from RefSeq and is a predicted model, not a curated record.
CAACAACAACAAUGACAACAACCACAAUAAUCGCCAAUAGCCAAUUGCCAAUGCGUAUUUAACCAUUUAAUAACAAAUUGCCUUUUAACCUGCUUACACUCUAACGCUGGAAAACUUCAAUUAUGUAAAUCCCAUCAGAAUGCAAUUGCUAAUACUACUACUAAUAAGAAAAUCCCAGCCAGAAGUAGAAGCAACCACCGGAAAAAGACUAAGCCAUAAAUAGAGAGGGAGAGAGUACGAGAGAGAGAGAGAGAAAGAGGUUGCGAAAGAGAGAGAGAGACAUAGACCAUCGAUCAUGGCCGGACCGCAAGUACAGCAUACACAGCGACCCAAUAGCGCCUAUUACACGGGUGUCAAUGGCAGCGGAAACGGAAAUGCAUCCGCGGGCAUGGCAAGCAGUGCCUCCCACACAGGACUGCAUGCCUUGCGUCAGGUGUCCAACGAGACGGAACUGAUCUAUCGCGGCAGUCAUAGCAAUGGCACAGUUAAUGAGAUGCCCCCCUUGGGGGGUCAGUUGUCUCGCCAACAACAAUUCCAUCAGCAUCAACAGCAUCAGCAUCGCCAUCAGCAGCAGCAACAAUAUCAACAGCAUGGAUCUGCUUGUCCCAGUGCUGAUGGUUUAAUUGGAACCAUUGCGACCAGUGCGGGAGUAUCUGGAAGUAGUAGCGGAGGAGGCGGCGGCGUCGGCGGCAAUAAUGGUGCAACGGCGUUUGCCAUGACAAGUGGACAACAGCUACAGCAGCAGCAGCAGCAUUUGCUCAAAAAGUCCAAUACACAGCGUAGCAUUGAGAUCAUUGUGGAUGCCACACAAUGUGGCAAGGAUGUGCAAGCCGGAUCCGCAACGCCUAAAGAUGAUAUCGAGCAGGGCGGCGGCGGCGGCGAAGGUGGCCAAGAAACAGUGCGAAAAUCAUCGCGACAUCGUCAUCGACCCUUGCAUCGACGACUCAUAACCUAUUUACGCAAUCUCUUUCAAGGCAGUGCCGCUCAGAAUGCCUUGACAACUUUACUGGUGUCCUGGGGCUGUCUCUCCAAGCAUUCCGAAUUAGAAGAAUUUGAGACACCGGCCCGCUAUAGACCCGACUCGCUAAGCGCUUUAAGUCGUGCCACACGUUUCACUGAGGACGAAAUCAAACGAAUUUAUCGCGGUUUUAAGGCCGAAUGCCCCACGGGCGUUGUCAAGGAGGACACUUUUAAAGUGAUCUAUUCACAAUUCUUUCCACAGGGAGCGAAUCCAACUUUAUAUGCACAUUAUGUAUUCAACACACUGGAUCAGGAUCACAGCGGCAUUGUUAGCUUUGAGGAUUUCGUGCAAGGACUUUCGAUAUUAUCGCGUGGCUCUGUGGAGGAGAAACUGCGUUGGACCUUCUCGCUAUAUGACAUCAAUGGCGAUGGCUUCAUUACGCCCGAGGAAAUGACUGACAUUGUGACUGCCAUAUAUGAACUGAUGGGCCGUUUACCGGACGAGUGUCCCGAAGAGGAGAAAAUCAAGGGCAAGGUGGAGCACAUAUUUCAGAAAAUGGACAUCAAUCGUGAUGGGGUUGUGACUUUGGAGGAAUUUUUAGAGGCAUGUCGGAAUGAUGAGGCAAUAUCGAGAUCGAUGUCCGUAUUUGAAUCAGCAUUCUGACCAUAUCCGACCGACAAGGGUGAUGAGUAUACGGCGCGCAAACAGCGGCGGCAUCAGCUGAUGGAUACUGAGAAACGUAAGUCCAAUCACAAGAUGAUGAUGAUGAAGAACAGACAACAAGAGACAAGCAACAAACAACGUAGCUCUAGACAGAGGCAACAGUCAUCUGCCAAACAUCUUCAUGUCAUUGAUAUGGAUAGGGCAAGUUCAAGUACCACAGCAACAGCAAUCACAAUUAAUUGGAAUGAUAAUGAAGAUGAUGAUGA